Molecule: messenger RNA, 1501 nt
Organism: Paramecium sonneborni
Lineage: Eukaryota; Ciliophora; Oligohymenophorea; Peniculida; Parameciidae
Source: the annotation of a GenBank genome assembly
AUGAAUCACACAACGAAAAUUAAGAAAUUGCCUGUGACAGUACUUUGCGGUUUUUUAGGGUCAGGAAAGACAACCUUAUUAAAUUAUAUUUUAAAAUAGAGACAUGAUUAUAGAAUAGCUGUAAUCGUAAAUGACAUGGGAGAGAUAAAUGUGGAUUCAAAUUUAAUAAAGGAAGGAAAGUUUAGUGUAAAAAAGACAAAAGAAAAACUAGUUGAGAUGUCAAAUGGAUGUAUAUGUUGUACAUUAAGGUAAAAAUAAAGUUAAAUAAGUUUAGAGAGGAUUUAAUAAAACACAUAUCGAAGAUAGCUAAAUCAGGAAAGUUUGAUUAUAUGUUGAUAGAAAGUACAGGGAUAGCUGAACCUUUACCAAUAGCUUAAGCAUUUUAUUUUGAGAAUGAGGAGAUGAGAAAGAAGGGUUAAAUGUUAAAGAAGUUUGCUAGACUUGAUACAAUGGUCACGAUGGUAUCUUAAAAUAUAUUAUAUAUUUAGAUUGAUGCUUUAAAUUUCUUAGAUUAAUUGUAAUCAGAUAAAUAAGGUGAGGAAAUGAAUGUAGAUAAUAAAUAGAUGGAUUAGAUUCCAUUAUCAUAAUUAUUAUUAGAUUAAGUAGAGUUUGCUAAUGUGAUAAUCUUAAAUAAGACAGAUUUAGUGGAUUAGGAAAGAAAAGAAUUUAUAUUGAAUUUAUUAAAAAAAUUAAAUCCUAAUGCUAAGAUAAUUGAAUCUAUAUAGGGAUAAAUAGAUUUAAAAGAGAUUAUCAAUACUAAAUUAUUCAAUUUUGAAGAAGCAUCUACAACUGGAAAAUGGAUAGCGGAACUUUAAAAGCCUAUUCAUAAAAGUGAAAUUGAAGAGUAUGGAAUAUAAUCUUGUGCUUUUAAGUCAAGGAGAGCAUUUAAUCCUGAUAAAUUAUUUUAAUUGAUAGAAAGAAAUAAUAAAGAAGAAGUUUCUUUUUGGAAUAAUAUAAUAAGAUGUAAAGGUUACAUGUGGGUUGCAAGUUGGGAAAGAUUAAACAUUCAUAUUCAUAAAGCAGGAACAUAAUUGACUUAUCAUCCUGGUUCUUUUUGGUGGAUAUCUAUUCCUAAGAAAGUCUGGGCUGAUACUAAAGAAGAAGUUGAUGUAAAUUAUUUAUUUAAUAUUAAUAGGCUAUUUGGGAUGGAGUCAAACAUAAUUGGUUACCUGAACCUAUUGGUGAUAGAAGAUAAGAGAUUGUAUUCAUUGGAUAAAAUUUACCUAAAUAAGAAAUCUUAGAAGCUUUUGAAAGUUGUUUAUUAAGUGAAUAAGAAAUGAUUAAAUUUUUAUAAAAUGGAUGGGAUAAUACUAAUGAUCCAUUUCCUAAAGAUUGGGGAAAGUUAGUUAAAGAAUUUGAAGAUCUAGGAGAACUUAGAGGUAAUGAAGGAGAAUGGGAAGAUGUUUGGGAUGAGGAAGGUGAAAUGUAAGAAGAACAUUAAGAAGAAGAGGUAUCAAUAUAAGAAGAAGUGUAAUAAUAAUAAUAAUUGAUAUAAUAAUGA